AACCUAACCUAACCUAACCUAACAAAUCGUAACACCACCCCUUCUCACCGACGCCGUCGCCGUCGAGUUACUUGCCAAUCGCCACCAUCGCCGGACCGGAAUCUCCAACACCGUCGCCCUAAUCGCCAGGGAAGUUCAGUUUCUUCUCUAACUCAAUCUUUCCUAAUUUUGCAAACAAAUUCUUUCAUUCAUUGCUGAAAUGGCAUCAGCUUUGACAAGAAGAAAAUAUCUGAGAUGCGUAUUUGACGACUCCAAGUUGUCCAAGAUUCUCUCUUCUGUUAAACCCUCUCAAAAACCCAGAUCUCCAAUUCUCUAUGCUGGCGCAAAUGUCAAUAUUUCGAAUCAUCGUCUGUUCUCAACGCAAAUCGCCAAAUUCCCUGAAUACGAAAUGCCCUCAGUCACCUGGGGGGUUAUCCAGGGUCGAAAAGAGAAAUUGGUUUCACGGGUUAUAAUUUGUGAUUACCUGAAGAGCAUGGGUAUUAUUCCAGAUGAAUUAGAAGACUUGGAGUUACCCUCCACAGUGGAAGUGAUGCGCGAACGUGUAGAGUUUCUACAGAAGUUGGGUUUGACAAUUGAUGAUAUAAAUGAGUACCCUUUAAUGCUUGGUUGUAGUUUAAGGAAGAAUGUGAUUCCUGUAUUGGGUUAUCUAGAGAAAAUUGGUAUUCAAAGAUCAAGAAUUGGUGAGUUUGUCAAACAAUAUCCUCAAGUUCUUCAUAUGAGUGUCAUUGUUGAGCUUGUUCCUGUAAUAAGGUUUCUUAGAGGUCUAGAUGUUGAAAAGCAGGAUUUGGGUUAUGUUCUCAUGAAGUACCCUGAGCUUUUAGGGUUUAAGCUUGAGGGAACAAUGAGCACUUCUGUUGCGUAUUUAGUUAGUAUCGGUAUUAACCCUAGGGAUAUUGGGCCAAUGGUUACACAAUAUCCUCACUUCCUUGGAAUGAGAGUUGGAACGAUGAUUAAACCACUAGUUGAUUACUUGGUUUCAUUAGGUUUACCCAAGAAGAUAUUAUCAAGAAUGUUUGAGAAGCGACCAUAUUUACUUGGUUACGAUCUUGAAGGAACAGUAAAAUUGAAUGUGGAUUGUUUGUUAAGUUUUGGUAUUCGAAGGGAAGCUCUUGCUUCUAUGAUUGCUCAGUUUCCUCAAAUUUUAGGGUUACCAUUGAAAGCUAAGUUAUCGUCGCAGCAGUACUUGUUUAGUUUAAAGCUCAAGAUCGAGCCUGAUGGUUUUGCUCGAGUUAUCGAGAGGAUGCCACAGUUAGUGAGCCUGAACCAGAAUGUGAUAAUGAAACCUGUUGAGUUUCUUCUUGGACGAGGUAUAUCGAGUGAAGAUGUGGCCAAAAUGAUUGUAAAAUGUCCACAAAUAGUUACAGCACAAUUAGGGCUUAUGAAGAAUAGUUUUUACUUUUACAAGAGUGAGAUGGGUGGAAGGCCAUUGGAAGAGCUAGUAGAGUUCCCAGAAUACUUUACUUAUAGCUUAGAAUCGAGAAUCAAACCUCGAUAUCAGCUUUUACAGAAGAAAGGUAUAAAAUGUUCAUUGGCUUGGUUCCUCAACUGUAGUGAUCAGAGAUUCGAAGAGAGAUUGCGUGGAAAUUAUAUCGAGAUGGAUACUUUUGGCCCUUCAUUUUGUAUGGGCGGUAAGCUAGAGUUGCCUGGUUCAGAGCAGCAGCAUGUAUCGGAUGAGGAAGACGACGAAAGUGACGAUGAAAUGAUCUAUAGACAAACUAUUUCACUUUAGAUCAAAUCAACUCUCUUUGAUUGAUAUGAUAUGCCUGUUGAAAUACUGUACUAGUAAUGUUCUCUUCUUGUGAUUUUGUCAUAUAUAUUCUCUAAACUAAGAAUUGAACUAUAUUAUCAUCUUGGUUCUAUGUUAUUUUCAAUCCUUAGCAAAUGGAAGCUUGAAGAAGUUUGGACAGGUAGAUUUAUUUUUUUCUGUUAGAAGCUUCAACAGUGUUUAUGUUCUAUAUUAGCUCCUAAAAAAUUCUUUACCUAUGGCUUGUUUUAUCUGGUUUUAUUUUGAA
Molecule: messenger RNA, 2012 nt
Organism: Impatiens glandulifera
Lineage: Eukaryota; Viridiplantae; Streptophyta; Magnoliopsida; Ericales; Balsaminaceae
Product: transcription termination factor MTERF4, chloroplastic
Exons: 1
Coding region: 200-1729 (509 amino acids)
Biological process (GO): regulation of DNA-templated transcription
Molecular function (GO): double-stranded DNA binding
Source: RefSeq, a predicted model, not a curated record